AUGGCUGAUGGGUUGGUGUCAUUCUUUGUUAUUUGGAACCCAACCACCAGAGAAUAUAAGGUAUUACCCAAUUCACCAACUAGAGUUACAAACCACUACUCUUCUAUAUAUUCAUUUGGUUAUGAUUAUAAGAAUGAUGACUACAAGCUUGUUAAAGGUGAUUUCAUACAAGAUGGUUCUGUCAAGUUGCCACCAAGGGAGGAGGAUGUAUAUGUAUCUGAGGUAUAUUCGUUACGUGUAUCUGGGGUGCUUGUUAACGGACUUCGCCACUGGUUAGCUAAAAGAAAAAACGGAAUUAAGGGGCUAAGGGAGCAGUUUAUAAUCUCUUUUGAUUUUAGCGAGGAGAGAUUUAAACAAAUGCAAUUGCCAAAAGGAUUUCAGGACGACCGUCCUCUCCACACUGUGGGAGUGUGGGAAGAGUGCCUAUGUGUAGUUCAUGGUGUUUGGGAUCCUUGUAAUCAACUUGAGAUAUGGGUGAUGCAAGAUUAUGGUGUUCGGGAAUCCUGGAAUAAACGUUUUGUCAUUCACCUGACGGAACAUCGACAGAUUUUCGAUCUAUAUCCACUAAGAGUGAUUUGGUCUUUCAAAGAUGAUAAGAUUCCUCUAUUAAAGACUAUGGAUGAAAGACAGUUUGUUCUAUAUGACCCAAAGAAAGAUACUAUUACAAGUAGUUCAGUAGCCAUACGUGCAGCUGAGAAUUACGUCGAAAGCUUGGUUUCACUUAACUCCGGUAUUGCGGAACAUGCUGUAGAAACAUUGAACUUGGUGUAUGUUAGUAUGGCAAAACUCAAGUUGGGUGGCACACUAGAUAGUACAACAUGUGGCAUAAUUGGCGAAGCUAAACCAGAACCUGCUCGAUGGUUAUUUAUACCUUUCACUGCUUUUUAUAAAACUACAAGUUCAGUAAACCCGCGCAAAUUGCGCGGGCUAGUCGUCUUUUGCUACGUAAGUUAA
Papaver somniferum (opium poppy) is the source of this 954-nucleotide messenger RNA. RefSeq names its product F-box/kelch-repeat protein At3g06240-like. The record is from RefSeq and is a predicted model, not a curated record. NCBI's taxonomy places the organism in Eukaryota, Viridiplantae, Streptophyta, Magnoliopsida, Ranunculales, Papaveraceae. The transcript has 3 exons. Bases 1 to 954 code for a protein of 317 amino acids.